Sinocyclocheilus grahami is the source of this 1951-nucleotide messenger RNA. RefSeq names its product myotubularin-related protein 9-like. NCBI's taxonomy places the organism in Eukaryota, Metazoa, Chordata, Actinopteri, Cypriniformes, Cyprinidae. Gene Ontology annotation, cellular component: cytoplasm. The record is from RefSeq and is a predicted model, not a curated record. The coding region runs from base 54 to 1403 and encodes 449 amino acids. Gene Ontology annotation, molecular function: protein phosphatase binding. The transcript is spliced from 9 exons. Gene Ontology annotation, biological process: negative regulation of autophagy; phosphatidylinositol dephosphorylation.
AAAAAGAAACAAGGAAGUGGAGGUGUCAGGUUUCUUGUACCGCUCAAAACAUCAUGGAGUUUGCUGAGCUGAUCAAAACCCCCCGUGUGGAUGGGGUGGUCCUCCACCGACCCUUCAUGCCCACUGUGGAGGGAACUCUGUGUCUGACAGGACAUCACCUCAUCUUGUCUUCUCGCCAGGACAACACUGAGGAGCUCUGGCUGCUUCAUGCUAACAUUGACUCCAUUGAGAAAAGGUUUGUCGGAUCACUGGGAACUAUUAUUGUAAAGUGUAAAGACCUGCGGGUGAUUCAGCUGGACAUACCUGGCAUGGAGGAGUGUCUCAAUAUUGCCAGCUCAAUUGAGGCUCUCUCCACGCUGGACUCAGUGUCCCUGAUGUAUCCGUUCUUCUACCGUCCUCUGUUUGAGGUCAUUGAGGAUGGAUGGCAGUUGUUUGUACCAGAGGAGGCUUUCAAAGACCUGGAGUCUAUGACAGAUGAAUGGAGACUGAGUGAGGUAAAUAAAGACUUCAGUGUGUGCCCCUCGUACCCGUCCCUACUGACCGUGCCCAAAGACAUUGAUGAUGAAAGCCUCUGCAAAGCUGCUUCCUUUCGCCACGGUGGUCGUUUCCCUGUGCUCAGUUACUACCACAAGAAAAACGGCAUGGUGAUGAUGCGAGCAGCGCAGCCACUAACAGGAACCAAUGGACGCCGCUGCAAAGAGGACGAGAAACUGAUCAAUGCCACGCUUUGUGCAGGGAAGCGAGGUUACAUCAUCGACACACGGACUAUAGCUGUAGCGCAGCAGGCUAAAGCUCGCGGAGGAGGAUUUGAACAGGAAGCCAACUACCCUCAGUGGAGGAGGAUCCAUAAAGCAAUUGAGAGGUGUGCCGGUCACCCGUUCCAGCAGCGCUGUGCACAGUCUGCAUACUCAAACGGGAAGCCCCGAAGUGAAGCGCCCGUGUUCCUGCUCUUCCUGGAAUGUGUGUGGCAGAUCCUGCGGCAGUUCCCCUGCUCCUUCCAGUUCAACGAGAACUUCCUGAUCAUGCUCUUCGAGCACGCCUAUGCCUCACAGUUUAGCACUUUCCUCGGAAACAGCGUGGCCGAGAGGGUGAAGCUGCUGCUGUCUCAGAAAACUGUUUCUUUGUGGUCGUGGGUGAACAGACCUCAGGAGCUGGAGCGAUUUCUCAACCCGCUGUACGAGCCCAAUAACCUGGUCAUCUGGCCGUCUGUGGCUCCUCAGAGCCUGCUGCUGUGGGAGGGGGUAUUCCUUCGCUGGAAUCGCUCCACAAAGUGUUUGGAUGAGGCUUAUCAGGAGAUGGCCCAUAUUAUAGAGUACAACAAGGAGCUGCAGAACAAAGUGAACAGCCUGCGCAGACAGCUGGCCCAGCUCGAGACGGAGGACAGCCCACUGCAGACACCGUAGGACGUCAACAGAAUGGUACACUUCUGAUUUGUCAUCUCUGUCUUACUGAAAUAAGCCUCACGCACAUAUAUCUACACUCCUCUGAUCAUACUCUUUCUUUCUGACUCCAUUGGUCUCCAAUGGAUUCUACACUCUGCUGCUCUAUUAAUAUGUCAUUUUAGUUUUCUUCCUUAAACACUAUGCUGCACUUGUCCUUAUUAUGACGUGUUUCAUUUAAAACACCGUAAACUGAUUAGCAGGUUAUGAUAUGGAUGCUAUUUCACUAUAAAUUGUACAUUGGUGUUUUAGUUUACAUAUUCUCAAAGAAAAGGGACUGCUGACGUGCCUUUUUUUUCAUUUUAAGUCCUGUGCCAUGAAGUGCAAUAGAAAAUACAAUUCUAAAAUGAAAAGGGAAAAUAUUGGACUGACUAUUAGAUGCUGGAAAUUCAUCAUUUGAAUAUAACACAGGUGGUUUACAUAGUCUUACAUGAUCCCUAACUCCUUCCAAAGAGAGACACUGAUCACAUGAUUAAAGAGAUAAUUCACCCAAAAAUGAAAAUUUGUUAAAG